Molecule: messenger RNA, 2193 nt
Organism: Solenopsis invicta (red fire ant)
Lineage: Eukaryota; Metazoa; Arthropoda; Insecta; Hymenoptera; Formicidae
Gene: pix
Product: ATP-binding cassette sub-family E member 1
Exons: 9
Coding region: 167-1993 (608 amino acids)
Biological process (GO): translational initiation; translational termination; ribosomal subunit export from nucleus
Molecular function (GO): ATP binding; iron ion binding; ATP hydrolysis activity
Source: RefSeq, a predicted model, not a curated record
UCUCAGGGACAAAAUCGAUGACCGUAGUGUAUGCCUACAUUGUAAAGAUGGCGUCUCGAGAAAAAUUGCUAGUUGAAAGAGCGGAACGCGUUGUAUAGGUUCAUUUGGAGUCGCCGGAGUCACUUCCUUUUGGUACAUCCACGUUUUUGAUCGUUAGCACAUCAUCAUGCCACCAAAAAAAUCAAUGGAAGAAACGGAUCGUUUGACUCGUAUUGCAAUUGUAAAUUCUGACAAGUGUAAACCUAAACGGUGUAGACAAGAAUGCAAAAGAUCUUGUCCUGUAGUACGAAUGGGAAAACUUUGUAUCGAAGUUACUCCAAACAGUAAAAUAGCUGCCAUCUCAGAGGAACUAUGUAUUGGAUGUGGUAUCUGUGUCAAGAAAUGUCCAUUUGAAGCGAUAUCUAUUAUUAAUCUUCCCAGUAAUUUAGAAAAGGAAACAACACAUCGUUAUUCUAAAAACUCAUUUAAAUUACAUAGACUUCCUAUUCCUCGUCCAGGUGAAGUUCUUGGACUUGUAGGAACUAAUGGGAUUGGUAAAUCAACUGCUCUUAAAAUUUUAGCUGGCAAGCAAAAACCAAACCUGGGCAGAUAUUCUGAUCCACCAGAUUGGACAGAAAUUUUGAGUCAUUUCAGAGGUAGCGAGUUGCAGAAUUAUUUCACCAAAAUUUUGGAAGAUGAUCUAAAAGCACUUAUUAAACCUCAAUAUGUUGAUCAAAUUCCUAAAGCCGUGAAAGGUACUGUGCAGCAGCUAUUAGAUAAAAAAGAUGAAUGCAAGAAUCAGAUGGAAAUUUGCGCAAUGCUUGAUUUGCUGCAUAUACGCGAUCGAGGUAUUGAAGCACUUUCUGGUGGAGAGCUUCAGCGAUUUGCUUGUGCAAUGGUAUGUAUUCAGAAUGGAGAUAUUUUCAUGUUCGAUGAGCCUUCCUCUUAUCUAGAUGUCAAACAGCGUCUUAAUGCCGCUGUGACUAUUAGAUCUCUGAUUCAUCCAGACAAGUUUAUAAUAGUAGUGGAGCACGAUUUAUCAGUUUUGGACUAUUUGUCUGACUUUAUUUGUUGCCUGUAUGGCGUUCCUGGAGCAUAUGGUGUUGUUACCAUGCCUUUUUCUGUAAGAGAAGGAAUAAACAUUUUCCUUGAUGGAUUUGUUCCCACGGAAAAUUUACGAUUUCGUGAAGAAUCUCUUGUGUUCAAAGUGGCAGAAAGUGCAACUGAAGAAGAAGUGAAACGCAUGAAUCACUACGAGUAUCCUGCUAUGGUGAAAACAAUGGGAACUUUUCAUUUAAAUGUCGAGAAAGGACAAUUUACUGAUUCUGAGAUACUUGUUUUACUAGGAGAAAAUGGGACUGGUAAAACAACGUUUAUCAGAAUGUUGGCUGGCAACUUACCUCCGGAUGAUGGAUCAGAAAGUAUCCCUCAACUUCACAUCAGUUAUAAACCACAAAAGAUAAGCCCAAAAUCCCAAGGUAUUGUCAGACAGCUGUUACAUGAGAAAGUUCGAGACGCAUACGUGCAUCCUCAAUUUGUUACUGACGUAAUGAAGCCUUUAAAGAUCGAUGAUAUCAUGGAUCAAGAAGUGCAGAAUCUUUCUGGUGGAGAGUUACAGCGAGUUGCUCUGGCCCUUUGUCUGGGAAAACCAGCUGAUGUUUACCUAAUCGACGAGCCAUCCGCGUAUUUGGAUUCCGAACAACGUUUGGUUGCUGCAAAAGUCAUCAAAAGAUUUAUAUUACAUGCAAAGAAAACAGGAUUUGUAGUGGAACACGAUUUUAUCAUGGCUACAUACUUGUCUGAUCGUGUAAUAGUGUUUUCUGGUACACCAUCUUUAUCAACUACCGCUCAUAGCCCUCAAUCUUUGUUAAAUGGUAUGAAUAGAUUUUUGGAACUAUUGGGUAUCACUUUCAGAAGAGAUCCCAACAAUUUUCGACCUCGGAUCAAUAAAAGUCAAUCGGUAAAGGACUUGGAGCAGAAAAGAGCUGGCCAAUAUUUCUUUUUGGAAGAGUAAAAUACACAGUGUCAUCAUGAUGCAAGUUGAAUGAUGGCAUAUGUGAAGUAUUGUUAAGGAAAUUUUUUAAUCUUUAUAUACUUUUUAAAUGCCAGGAAUAUAUCAACGUAUGAUGUAUUUCGUAUUAUAAUAAUGCUAUAUGUUCCAUGUGAUUAUUUGGAAAAUAUUAUUUAAUAGAAAUACUUUAGCAAGGGAAAUAA